GUAAAAGUAAAAACUAAUACUUUCAUUUUUUAUGAAGGCGUAAACUAAAGGAUUUCGGGAAUUCGUCUGUUGUGACAUCUCAGCAUAUAAGAAAUUGGCUGUUAUGUGAGUAAAACGGGAAUGACGAGAAUGGAAUAUUUAUUUUACAAUUUUAAUGUACUUCUUUAACAUUAUCACAUAGUAAAGUUGCACAUUUAUUCUUAACAGAUAUUUUCAGCUAUUGGGUCGCAGGUAUCAGAUAUUCAACUUUUUACAUAUUCAGUUGAAGAAAUCAGCACGAAACCAUGACUGAUGCAAAGUAUUUUACAACCACCAAAAAAGGUGAAAUCUUUGAACUCAAAAGUGAACUGAACAGUGACAAGAAGGAGAAGAAAAGGGAAGCUGUUAAGAAAGUUAUUGCUUCUAUGACUGUUGGGAAAGAUGUCAGUGCUCUCUUUCCUGAUGUCGUUAACUGUAUGCAAACUGACAACUUGGAAUUGAAGAAGCUGGUUUACUUAUACUUGAUGAACUAUGCAAAAAGCCAGCCAGAUAUGGCUAUCAUGGCAGUGAACACUUUUGUUAAGGAUUGUGAAGAUGCCAACCCCCUAAUCCGUGCUUUGGCUGUUCGCACCAUGGGAUGUAUUCGUGUGGACAAGAUAACUGAGUAUCUUUGUGAACCUCUCCGAAAGUGUUUGAAAGAUGAAGAUCCAUAUGUGAGGAAAACAGCUGCAGUGUCAGUUGCUAAGCUUCACGACAUCAAUGCCCAACUCGUAGAAGACCAAGGAUUUUUGGAUCAGCUCAGAGAUCUUUUGUCAGAUUCCAAUCCUAUGGUUGUUGCUAAUGCUGUGGCAGCACUUUCGGAAAUAAAUGAAGCAUCCAGUAGCGGACAGCAUUUGAUUGAUAUGAAUGCACAAACGAUAAACAAGCUCUUGACUGCUCUGAAUGAAUGCACUGAAUGGGGGCAGGUGUUUAUUUUGGAUUCUCUUGCUAAUUGUGAUCCUAAAGAUGAAAGAGAAGCUCAAAGCAUUGCUGAGAGAGUCACUCCUCGCUUGGCACAUGCCAAUGCCGCUGUGGUCUUGUCGGCUGUUAAGGUUUUGAUGAAACUGAUGGAAAUGAUGAGUCCUGAUUCAGAAUUUGUUACUACUCUAACUAAAAAGUUAGCCCCUCCGUUGGUAACCCUUUUGUCUAGCGAACCUGAAGUGCAGUAUGUUGCGCUUAGAAAUAUUAACCUAAUCGUUCAGAAAAGACCUGAUAUCUUGAAGCAUGAAAUGAAAGUGUUUUUUGUCAAGUACAAUGAUCCUAUUUAUGUGAAAUUAGAAAAGUUAGACAUUAUGAUUAGGCUGGCAUCUCAAGCAAACAUAGCACAAGUGUUAGCUGAGUUGAAAGAGUAUGCUACUGAGGUAGAUGUAGAUUUUGUUCGCAAAGCUGUUCGUGCUAUAGGUAGAUGUGCUAUAAAAGUAGAACCUUCUGCUGAGCGUUGUGUUAGUACAUUGCUUGAUCUAAUUCAAACUAAAGUCAAUUACGUUGUGCAAGAGGCUAUUGUUGUUAUAAAGGAUAUCUUUAGAAAAUAUCCAAAUAAAUAUGAGAGCAUUAUUUCUACUCUAUGUGAAAAUUUAGACACUCUGGAUGAACCUGAAGCUAGAGCAUCCAUGAUUUGGAUUAUUGGAGAAUAUGCUGAAAGAAUUGAUAAUGCUGAUGAGCUCUUGGAGAGCUUUUUGGAAGGUUUUCAUGAUGAAAAUACUCAGGUGCAACUUCAACUUUUGACUGCUAUUGUUAAGUUGUUCUUAAAGCGGCCAACUGAAACUCAAGAAUUAGUACAACAAGUUUUAAGCUUAGCCACUCAAGACAGUGACAAUCCGGAUUUGAGAGAUCGUGGAUUCAUUUAUUGGCGCCUCUUGUCUACAGAUCCUGCUGCAGCCAAAGAAGUUGUUCUUGCUGAAAAACCUUUAAUAUCUGAAGAAACAGAUUUACUUGAACCUACUUUAUUAGAUGAACUUAUAUGUCACAUCAGUAGUUUAGCAUCAGUGUAUCAUAAACCUCCAUCUGCAUUUGUUGAAGGCAGACUAGGCCUUCGAAAAUCUCUGCCGCCAAGACAAAAUUCUCUUGGCUCCACUGAGGAACACACAACUGGUAGUCCUCUUGCUGUGCCAGAACAACCAGCUGUUAUUCCUACCGGUGAGAGUUUAAUUGGUGACCUCUUGAGCAUUGAUCUGAAUGCGCCUCCAGUUGCAGCUGUACCUCCUUCUGUUCCAGUUGCUGCAGCAGCUCCACCAAGUUCUGCUGUAGAUUUACUAGGAGGUGGUCUUGACAGCUUUUUGGGUGAGAUUGGAACAACAGAAACUACUACACCUCAGCCAAAUGUUGGUGCUGCUGGCCUGUUAGAUGAUAUUUUUAAUGUUGGGCAGGCUCCUUCAUUCUAUACUCCUCCAAAACAGGUCUGGUUACCUGCUGCUAGAGGAAAAGGAUUAGAAAUUGCUGGCACUUUCACUGUUAAAAACAAAGAAGUAUUAAUGGAAAUGACUUUUUAUAACAAAGCCAUGCAGGCUAUGGCAGGAUUUGCAAUACAAUUUAAUAAAAAUAGCUUUGGUUUAGCUCCAGCAAAAGCUCUCCAAGUUCCCUCACCUUUCAUGCCAAAUACAAGUGUAGAUGCUACUCUUCAACUAAACACAUUGGGUGCUGUGCAAAAAAUGGAUCCACUAACAAAUUUACAGGUUGCUAUCAAAAACAAUGUUGAUGUAUUUUACUUUAGCUGUUUAGUCCCGUUGCAUGUGUUUUGUACUGAGGAUGGCAUGAUGGAUAAAAGAGUGUUCCUUUCUACUUGGAAAGAUAUACCAGCACAAAAUGAAGUUCAAUAUACAAUAGAUAACAUAGUUUUAAGCACAGAUCAAGUGUCUCAAAAAUUACAAAAUAAUAACAUAUUUACUAUUGCUAAGCGUAAUGUAGAUGGUCAAGAUAUGCUCUAUCAGUCAUUGAAGUUAACAAAUGGCAUAUGGGUUUUAGCUGAAAUGAAAAUACAGCCUGGUGUAACUGCUUUCACUCUAUCUUUGAAGUCACGUGCAAUGGAUGUAGCGAGUGCUGUUCAUCAAGCUUAUGAUUCUAUUUUGCGUAAUUAGUGUUGACGCUAAAAAACGAACUUAUAAAAUUUGAGUUAUGUUUUCAUACAUUAUUUCAUAGUUAUUGAGCUAAAUGUGGUUCAGUGUUCAUUAAGUGUAUUCAUGUUACAUUCCAAAUUAAAUAUCUAUAGAGUUC
Molecule: messenger RNA, 3228 nt
Organism: Parasteatoda tepidariorum (common house spider)
Lineage: Eukaryota; Metazoa; Arthropoda; Arachnida; Araneae; Theridiidae
Gene: AP-1-2beta
Product: adaptor protein complex 1/2, beta subunit
Biological process (GO): intracellular protein transport; vesicle-mediated transport
Cellular component (GO): membrane coat; clathrin adaptor complex
Molecular function (GO): clathrin binding
Source: RefSeq, a predicted model, not a curated record